This is a messenger RNA of Erpetoichthys calabaricus (reedfish), 2795 nucleotides long. Its product is annotated as E3 ubiquitin/ISG15 ligase TRIM25-like. The record is from RefSeq and is a predicted model, not a curated record. NCBI's taxonomy places the organism in Eukaryota, Metazoa, Chordata, Cladistia, Polypteriformes, Polypteridae. The coding region runs from base 45 to 1682 and encodes 545 amino acids. The transcript is spliced from 8 exons. Gene Ontology annotation, molecular function: zinc ion binding; protein binding.
UUCCUCUGACUGAUUCUCUCUGCCUGCCUCUCCUCAGACUGACGAUGGCUGAAGCCCAGCUGUUUGUGUCACAGGACGAGUUCACCUGCUCGGUGUGUCUGGACACCCUGACUGACCCCGUCACCAUCCCCUGUGGUCAUAAUUUCUGUCUGAAAUGCUUAACUAACUACUGGGAUCAGAGCCAAGAGUGCAGCUGUCCUCAGUGCAGAGAAAACUUCACCACGAGGCCUGCUCUGCGAAGAAAUAAUCUGCUGAAUGAAGUCAUCAAGAAAUUAAAGAAGACAACUCUCAGUUCUCCUCCUCCUCAGAAUUAUGCUGGCCCUGGAGACGUGGAGUGUGACUUCUGUACUGGUAAGAAGUUCAGAGCGGUGAAGUCCUGUCUCACCUGCCCGGCCUCCUACUGUCAGACUCACCUGCAGCCUCACUAUGAAGGAGACACCCUGAAGCACCACAAGCUGGUUGAUCCUGAUAGAAAUCUGAAGGAGAAGCUCUGUGAGAAACAUCAGAAAAGUCUGGAGAUAUUCUGUAAAACUGAUGAUUCCUGUAUCUGUCUUAUUUGUGUGGUGACUGGACAUAAAAAUCAUGAAAUGGUCGAGCUGGAGAAGGAAAGAGAAGGAAAGCAGAAACAGCUGGGGGUGACACUGAGUGACAUCAAGAGGGGACUUGAGGAGAGAGCGAAGACACUGAAGGAGACGAGGAGGGCGAUGGACAAGAUGAAUAUGUCUGUGGUAAGAGAGCUGGAAGAAAAUGAAAAGAGCUUCACUGCUCUGAUGCGGUGCAUUGAGGAAGCCCACAGGAAACUGACUGAGAAGAUCAGAGAACAAGAAAAGAGAGAAAUGGAGAAGGCUGAAGGAGUCAUGGAGCAGCUGGAGAAGGAGAUCGAGGAGCUGAAGAGGAGAGAAGCUGAGCUGAAGGAGCUUUCAGAGAGCAAGGACCAUCUCCACUUCCUACAGACUUUCUCGUCUCGCUGUGUCCUUCCUGUUGAUGGAGACUCGCUGAGCUUCACUGUCACCGCUGAUUUCUCAUCUGAGGACCUGAGAAAGGAGCUAUCAGGUCUGACAAAGAGUCUGGAGAAGAUCAGCCGGUGUGAGAUCAUGACAUGGACUCCAUCAGAAUAUAUUACAUUCUGCUGGUUGGAGUCCACGUUAAAAGUUCACAUUCAUCCAUUUUCAGCUGUGCUCCCCCUGGGCUCUCGUCCCAGUCCCGUUACACACUCCCAGAUUUCUUCACUCGUUUUCUUUUCUCUCCUUUCUGACUUCUGUCCCCUCACACUGGACAUCAACACGGCACACAGAGACCUCCGUCUGUCUGAAGGGAACAAGAAGGUGGAGUGCAGUGGAAACUUCAUGGAUAUUGGAGUCGCAUAUAAAGGAAUGAGCAGGAAAGGAGGCUGGGAGUGCGGCCUUGGAAACAACGACAAGUCCUGGAGUUUGCUGUGUUCUCAUUCCCAGUACUCUGUGUGGCACAAACACAAGGAGACUGUAAUCAGCGCCCCCUACAGCCCCAGAAUAGGUGUGUAUCUGGACUGGCCUGCUGGCUCUCUGUCAUUUUAUAGCGUCUCACACACAAUGACCCUCCUGCACAGGUUAAACACCUCCUUCACUGAGCCCCUCUAUCCAGGGUUUUCUGUUGGUCUUCACUGCAGUGUAACAAUCAGCCAUCUGACACCAUGUGACCACUGACCAGUACCCUCCACCGGUCACUUGAUGUCCCCACAACCUCAGGUGUCUUUGUGUUUGUAGUUUGGGGUCAAAAUUAAUUUUACACUAUAGGUGGGGGGGCAGCACCUCUGUGAGUGAAUUUGUGGAUGAGAAUGAGGGGCGAGUGCGACUGUCAGGGUCUCCAUUAUUAUUGGGUCUGAGUAGCCAAUCAGGUGUGUGUGUCAUAGUGAGGGGCGGUGACACCUCAGACCUACAAAUACCAGUCUGACCAGCAGGGGUCACUGUUGAUUCACAGCCACAUGUCCUUCAGGCUGACACCCCAACUGCUGUGUCCUCUGAGUGUCACUGAAUGUCACCUGUUAAGUCAGUCUAUAUAGCGCCUUUCAGUAGUGCUGCUCCAGCAGGACCACAUGCCUGUCUCAGUAUCCAGAGCCUCAUUCCAGUGACUAUUUAGGAGCACAGAGUGACAGAAGUGACAGGAGUGCUGGCCUCUGAACAGACAUUGUCUGCCCCUCUAUUAGUUACUCCGGUGGUCUGUCACCUCUGAAUGAAUUCACUGUGAAUGUCUAAAGACGAGGACUCACCGCUCAGUCACAUGUCAGCCAUACUGAUGGAGUUUGGUGUUUUACUGAGUCACUUGGUGUCACGUUAGACAUUAAACUGCACCUCCUCCUUGUUGUUCCCACUGUCACCCAACCUCAAGGAGACGAGUCAGCUGACUGACUUCACCGUCACUGUCGGUGUUCAAAGUGACAAUCAGAUGUGACACUUAGGGACACUUUUAUCUUUCCACUGACACACACAUUCCGAGGAUUAAUUUACAAUUCCCUCAGGACCCCUCAAGGAGCGGCUUGUCACCUGACAUCAGUGUGUGUGAAGAUGCCAAUGAAGGCCCAGACUGAUGGCCGUCCUGUGAUCACAGAUUGUAUUCCUCGUUGAUCAAAUCCGUAUCUCGAUGUGUGACUGACGUCUGAUUCUUUAAGCACUCGCUCAUCAGACAGGUUGUCACCCGAUGAGCUCUUCACUGCUGACCUAAGCCCUGCUGCCCUCUUCUCUCUCCUGUCACCUCGGCCAUUGCUUCAGUCCCCGCUGUGUGACCUCAUAAAGCCACUGGUCUGUCUGGUCACUCAGGUC